UCCUUUUCGGUACAGAAUAGUGAGAAUGGAAUGCUCCUCCUGUCUCAUGUGGGAAUUCGCGAUACCUGAUGAUGACAUCUGCGGGAAGUGCACCCAACUUCAGCGCCUGACUGACCGGGUUGGGGGGGUUGGAUGUACUGAGGGUCCGGAGGCUGAAGAUGUUAUAGGCGAGUCUUUUGAAGAGAUGGUCACACCCAGAGUUCAGGUUGGGACUGCAGAUGAGUGACUACCGGGAGAGGUAAGGGGGUUAAGAAGUCAGUGCAGGGUUCCCUUGUGGCCAUUCCUCUCAGCAACAGGUAUAGUAUACCCCUUUGGAUACUGCUGUUGGGAAGGAGGGUGAACCAUCAGAUCACGGCACUGUGACUGGCUCUGAGCCUUCCGGUAGUUAUAGGGACUUAGAUAGUUAAGGGGACAGAAAGAUUCCGUGGCCACAAAGGACACGGUGUGUGUUGCCUUCCGCGUGCUGGGAUCCAUGACGUAUCGGAGCGGCUGCUGGAUAUUCUCAAGGGGAGGGGAAACAGCCAGAGGUCGUGGAUAUAUUGGCCCCAAUGACAGAGGCAGAAAAGGAGAAGAGGUCCUGUGCAGUGAGUAUAUAGAGUAGGAAGGAGGCUGAAGAGAAGAACCUACAAGGUUGUAAUCUUCAGAUUACUCCGUUCCACAGGCUAGUGCAGGUAGGAACUGGGUGGUAGCACGGAUGAAUGAAUGGCUGCUGAGAUGGUUUAGGGAUAGGGUUUCAUGUUGUUGAGUCAUUGGAACAUUUUCUGGGGAAGGGGUGACCUGCACAAGAGGGAUGGGUUGCACCUGAACUGGAGGGAAACCAAUAUACUUACAGGGAGUCCUGCUGAAUAGGAAGGGUGCAAUCAGACUAAUGGGAUUGCACUACAGACCCCUUAACAGCCACCGGAACAUUGAGGAAAAGAUAAGAGGACCAAAACUGCACAUGAUACUCCAAGCAAGGCCUCACCAGUGGGUUAUAAGUCCUGUGUUAGGAACGGCAAAAAAAAAUGUGUACAGGAAUCUCAAAUGCAACUACACCUCAGUUUUGCUGUCUCUGUCCAGACAUUUAAGGAGAGACCAAGUAUUUCCUUUGUGACACCAAUGAUCCUUGAAGAUGAACAAGUAUCUCAUCCCAGCUGAAAAUGUGCUUUGCCUCCUAAAUGAGAUUUUCUGUUGUAAUUCAGUGAAAUCCACUGGAAUCGGGGUUGCUAAGAGCACAUCAGCAUUUGUCCAUUGGGGAUCAGUUCUUCGACUGUAUUAAUUAUACAAGGGAUUCACUAUGUCUGAUAUCUGACUUGAUGAACUGAUAGAGAACUGUGGGAAGGAAUUCACUCACUCAUCCAGCCUACAAAUGCAUCAGCAAAUUCACACUGAGGAGUGGCCAUUCACCUGCUCUGACUGUGAGAAGGAAUUCACUUGGUGAUUGAGUUACUAGCAUACCAUUCGGUUCACACGAGGAGAUGCCGUUCACCUGCUCAGACUGUGGGAAGAAGUUUACCCGGUCAUCUUACCUGAAGGUACAUCAGCGAAUUCACACUGGGGAGAGGCCAUUCACCUGCUCAGUAUGUGGGAAGGGAUUCAGUCAGUCAUCCAACCUCCAGACACACCAUCGCAUUCACACUGGAGAGAGGCCAUUCACCUGCUCAGACUGUGGCAAGGGGUUUACUCAGUCAAUUGAACUGAAGGUACAUCAGCGAAGUCACACUGGGGAGAGGCCAUUCACCUGCUCAAACUGUGGGAAAGGAUUCACUCACUCAUCACACCUGCUGACACACCAGCUAAUUCACACUGGGGAGAGACCGUUCACCUGCUCAGACUGCGGGAAGGGAUUCACUAGGUCAUUUGACCUACUGGCACACCAGGCAGUUCACACUGGGGAGUGGUCGUUUACCUGCUCAGACUGUGGGAAGGGAUUCACUCGAUCUUCUGAACUGAAGGUACAUCAGCGAAUUCACACUGGGGAGAGGCUGUUCACCUGCUCAACCUGUGGGAAGGGAUUCACUCACCCAUCACACCUCCUGAGACACCAGCGAAUACACACUGGGGAGAGACCGUUCACCUGCUCAGACUGCGGGAAGGGAUUCAUUCAGUCAUCCCACCUGCAAACGCACCAGCGAGUUCACACUGGAGAGACGCCAUUCAUUUGCUCAGACUGUGGGAAGGGGUUUAAUCGGUCAUCUUACCUGAAGGUACAUCAGCGCAUUCACACUGGGGAGAGGCCAUUCACCUGCUCAGAAUGUGGGAAGGGAUUCAAUCAGUCAUCCAACCUACAGACGCACCAGCGAGUUCACAGUGGGGGGAAGCUAUUCACUUGCCCAGAAUGUGGGAAGGGGUUUACUCAGUCAUCUGAACUGAAAGCACACCAGCGAGUUCACACUGGGCAGAGGCCAUUCACCUGUUCAGUAUGUGGGAAGGGAUUCACCUACUCAUCACUCCUACAGACGCACCAGCGAAUUCACACAGGGGAGAGGCCUUUCUCCUGCCCAGACUGUGGGAAGGGAUUCACUCAGUCAUCUGAACUAAAGAUACAUCAGCGAAUUCACACAGGGGAGAGACCAUUCACAUGCUCAAACUGUGGGAAGGGAUUCACUCGAUCAUCUGAACUACUGGCCCACCAGUCAGUUCACACUGGGGAGUGGCCAUUCACCUGCUCAGACUGUGGGAAGGGAUUUUCUUGGUCAUCUGAACUGAAGGUACAUCAGCGAGUUCACACUGGGGAGAGACCGUUCACCUGUUCAGAGUGUGGAAAGGGAUUUAGUCAGUCGUCCCACUUACAAGUGCAUCGGCAAGUUCACACUGGCAAGGUGCGGUUUAACUGCUCAGACUGUGGGAAGGGGUUUACUCGGUCAUCUUACCUGAAGGUACAUCAGCGCAUUCACACUGGGGAGAGGCCAUUCACCUGCUCAGAAUGUGGGAAGGGAUUCAGUCAGUCAUCCAACCUACAGACGCACCAACGAGUUCACAGUGGGGGGAAGCUAUUCACUUGCCCAGAAUGUGGGAAGGGGUUUACUCAGUCAUCUGAACUGAAAGCACACCAGCAAGUUCACACUGGGGAGAGGCCAUUCACCUGCUCAGUAUGUGGGAAGGGAUUCAGUCAGUCAUCCAACCUACAGACACACCAGCGAGUUCACAAUGGAGAGAGACUGUUCAUUUGCUCAGACUGUGGAAAGAGAUUCUGUCAGGCAUCUGACCUUUUGGCACAUUUCCAAUUUCACACUGGGGAGAAAAUUUAAAUAAGCUGCAUGCCGGACAGUUAACUAUCACAUUUGCUGAAUCCAGAGACUUGGAGUCAAACUUUGCAAUUAUUGCUGCUAUGCAUCAAACCCAGUUCUACACCCUGGUCACUGGGUAUGGGAGGAAGUUCUUCUGAUUUUCACCUUUAAUGGGACUGGGGUUUAAUGUUCUGGAUCUGUGAUAAAUAAAUCAGUUCUAUUUUAAACUCUGUCUUGGAUAUUUAGUGAAUCUGCAACACACUUACUGUACAGUCAGGAGUGAGCUCAGCCCAGUGGUCCCUACCAGUCCUACAAUAGUCUACAAUAGUCCUUUUAAAUCCAUCCUUGCUGUUGACCUAUCACAUUCCCUGUGGUAAUGGGUUCCAGUCACCACUCUGUCGGUGAAGAGUUUUCCCUUGAGUUUCCUGCAUGACUUUCUGCAGACCGAAGAAGAAACUGUCUGUAGUUAUGUCUGAAAGCUUCUUCAUCCAUUUAAUCUCUGGGCCAAGGAAGAAUGACAUUGGUAGUUAAACUCCAUACCUCCCUGCUCAUUUCAACAUUAUAUGUCAUUUUCACUAUUCUAAAGGGCUAUGUGUCGCACUGCUAGUUAUUAGAAUACACUACUGUUGGCCAUGAGCAAAUUAUAAUAUAGAAGAAAACAUUGAGCUUGUAUUAAUCAAGGACAGGGGAAAUAGAGAAACCAAUUGUCUGCAUUCUUGCUAUGAGUUUGAAUGGAGGCUGCCGUUUAGCAAAGCUGCUUUGUAACCUCCAUUUUGUGAAGUUUUUGAUUUCUGCUAUUGACCACCUGAACCUCAAAUCAUUCUGAUGAACUGUGCACAGUAUAAUGUACAGUGGCAGGUUUGCAGAAGUAAUCUCUUUAACUUGGCCCUGUGUCUUGAGUGUCUCAGUUUGACUAUUGAACCAGAGUUGAAGAGAACAAAAGAAGUCACCUAAGACAUGAAAUUGUGUAGAUCCAAAAGGAAUCUGUUGUAGGUCAGAGAGAUAACCUCAAACAAAAAAGAAUGACGUGAGAAGUGUUUAACAAAUUAGGAGCUUCAAGUGCGAAGGGGUGAUAACUCUAGAGACUAACCAUGACAAAGAAGAACCACCAUGCCGGGGACUGGGAGAAGAAAAGAUCGAUCAUUUGGCCAAUGGGUGUUCUCUGUUUCAGUGUUAUAAAUUGGAGAAGAGGUUUGAGUGGGUAUUGAUACAGAGGGAUCAGUAGAAUUCAGUUUUAAAUUGUUGGCCUGUAGUCAACAUAGUUAUACUGUGCAGCAACAAUAAACAUGUAGCUUUGAAUUCAGAGUUACGAAGUGAGUUUCCUAAGCUAGUUCAAUUGAUGAAUAGUCAACAAAUUUUAGGCAUCCCAGCUGUGCUGAAAGAAAAAGAAUGGAAGUCUGGGACCCUAGUUUCAUAUU
This is a messenger RNA of Hypanus sabinus (Atlantic stingray), 4627 nucleotides long. Its product is annotated as zinc finger protein 658B-like. NCBI's taxonomy places the organism in Eukaryota, Metazoa, Chordata, Chondrichthyes, Myliobatiformes, Dasyatidae. The record is from RefSeq and is a predicted model, not a curated record. The coding region runs from base 1458 to 3230 and encodes 590 amino acids. The transcript has 3 exons. Gene Ontology annotation, biological process: negative regulation of transcription by RNA polymerase II; regulation of immune system process; regulation of cytokine production.